Messenger RNA from Trypanosoma conorhini, 2886 nucleotides. Its product is annotated as putative proteasome regulatory non-ATP-ase subunit 2. The coding region runs from base 1 to 2886 and encodes 961 amino acids. The transcript has a single exon. NCBI's taxonomy places the organism in Eukaryota, Euglenozoa, Kinetoplastea, Trypanosomatida, Trypanosomatidae. Gene Ontology annotation, cellular component: nucleus; proteasome regulatory particle, base subcomplex; proteasome complex. The record is from RefSeq and is a predicted model, not a curated record. Gene Ontology annotation, biological process: regulation of protein catabolic process; proteasome-mediated ubiquitin-dependent protein catabolic process. Gene Ontology annotation, molecular function: enzyme regulator activity.
AUGGUCGUUGGUCUCUCAUCUUCCAAAGGUGUCCUGGCUCUACUAAGUGAGAGUGACCCAGAUGUACUCCGGUUUGCACUCAAGCGUCUGCGGGAGCUGGUGGACACCUACUGGUAUGAGAUCAGCCCCGAUCUCCCGUUGAUUGAGGAACUUCACGAGUCAAGUGAUCUCUCCGAGGAUACUCGAAUGCUUGCAGCGCUUGUCGCCUCUAACGUGCAUUUUCACCUUGGCGCUUACAAUGACUCUGUGCACUUUGCUCUCGAGGCGGGAACCGCCUUCAACUAUGUGGAACGCUCACUCUUCACCGACACCAUUCUAAGUUGCUGCAUUGAUCAGUUCGUGCAGUAUCAGGAGCAGCCGGAGGAGACGCGUGGAAAGCUUGAUCCUCGCCUGGACAACCUCUUUACGGCCCUGACCAACAAGUGGAUCCUGCAGGAAGGGACACCCGUGCGGGAACUGGUCGGUUUCACCAUUCGUGCCCGCCGCCUUGAUUUCCUGGAGAAGGUCCUUCGCCAAGAAAUUGCUCUCACAAAGUCGGCUGCCAUUCUUAACUACACCUUUGACUUGGCCAGUGUCCUGCUUCGGGAUAUUGGCUUCAGGCGGAAAAUACUGCGUCUGUUGUCGGAGCUGUACGCCCAGGGGGGUCUGAGCACCAUUGACUACUUCUCCCGGGCACAGUGUCUCCUCUUCCUGGGUGACUCGGCGUCCACGACGAAGCUCAUAGCUGAUUUGAUGCAAUCCGGUGACAAGGCGACAGCCUACCAACUUGCAUUCGACCUGUACGAACAUGGAAACCAAGAAUUUCUCUCUGCAGUUGUGGCUGCAGUUGAAAAGGAGUCGGCGGAGGCACAUCCGGCCUUGACCUCGUCACCAUCGCAGAAUGAGGGAGAAACCACUUCGGCAAAGGAAGUAGAUGACAAAAACCUCUCCGACCCACAACAAAAACUCCUCGCCGUUCUUACAGGAGAAACUUCUGCUUCUUUUUACCUGAAAUUCCUAUAUGCUCAAUGCAAUGCGGACAUACACAUUCUCAACCACAUCAAACAGUCUAUUGAUUCCAAAAAAUCUGUGCCACACAACGCCACUGUGAUUGCCCAUGCUCUUAUGUACACUGGAACUACCAUCGAUGCGUUUCUUCGAGGUAAUAUGGAUUGGUUAUCUCGAGCAAAUUAUUGGGCAAAAUUUGUUGUUACGGCCUCCAUUGGUGCCAUUCACCGGGGUCACAUUGAUGAAGGACUCACUGUGGUGGAGCCGUAUCUACCAAAGGAAAGUGUGGGUAUGUUGCCAUACCAAGAAGCAGGCGCCCUCUAUGCAUUAGGACUUAUUCAUGCCCCUGUUGUUGUGACUAGAAACCUUAAAAUGAUUGACUACCUUAAAAAUGCACUAAGAAAGUACAGUACCAGUGAGCAAAUAAUUCACGGUGCCUCGUUAGGCAUUGGUCUUGCGGCAAUGGGACUGAAAGAUGAAGAGCUUUUUGAUUCUCUUUUUGCCUGUGUAAGUGGUUGUGAUGCCGUCGCAAGUGAGGGUGCGGCUCUUGGCAUCGGAUUGCUUAUGAUGGGAAGCGGGAACCGAGGCGCUAUUCAGAGUAUGCGAACCCUGGCAGCUGAGGAUAACCAGAAGGAGAAGACUAUCCGAGGCAUUUCCAUGGCGGUAGCACUCAUGAUGCUUGGUCGCGAAGAUGAGUGUUGGGGAGUGGCGAAUGAACUUCUGGAGGAUUCCGAUCCAUGGGUGCGGUUAGGGGGUUGUUUCAUGCUGGGUCUUGGGUAUGCCGGGGCGGAAAAUACAAAGGUUCUCGAACGUUUGUUGAGCGUGGCAGUCAAGGACACCUCGGACGACGUUAGGCGCAAUGCCACCACUAUGAUUGGGUUUCUCACUAUAAAAGACCCCGCGCUCUGUUUAGAGCUCACCCGUGUCCUGGUUGACAGUUACAAUCCACAUAUCCGCUACGGUGUGGGUAUGGCAUUGGCGGUGGCAGCCGCAGGAACGGGCGAUAACGCCGUCAUUGAAGUGCUUUGGACGUUGAAGGACGACUUGGUGGAUUUUGUUCGGCAAGGCGCGUACAUCGCGCUCUCCAUCGUCUUGGUGCAGGUGACCGCGACGGAGAACCCCAAGGUGAAGGAGUUUCGUGACAUUCUCAGCAAAAAGAUUGCCGGUCGCAAGGAGGACAUGUGCUCAAAAUUUGGAAGCAUUAUCGCAACCGGUCUCUUGGACGCAGGGGGUCGUAAUUGCACCUUCGCGCUGCACCGCCAACGUCAUCGCCUGGACAAGGCCGUGGUCGGCAUGUUUGUGUUCCUGCAACACUGGUACUGGUUCCCCUAUCUGCUGAUGAUUACACUGGCGAUGCGGCCGACCUGUUUCAUCGGCCUUAAUGACAACUUAGAUGUCCCGGAGUACAGGUUAAAAUCAAAUGCGCCACCGAGCCGCUUUGCGCUUCCCAAGAGCGUUCUUGCUGAGAAGAAGGAGGCCAGGGCUGCCGCUGUGAAGGCGGUCGUUCUCUCCACCACAAAGCGGGAGGAACAGUUUAACCGGCUGAAGCGGAUGAGCAGCACCGGCAAAGCACUCGACGUUGCGGAGGCCGCAGCGGCGGCAAAAGGUGCCUCUGCCGCCGAACCAGCACUCACACCGUUGGGUGCGGAGACGGAGAAGAAGAAGGAGCCGGAGCCGACCUUCGAAAUUCUGAAAAACCCGAGUCGUGUGACGGCACGACAGUUCGCCGUCAUCUCGCACGAUGUCGAUGGACGUUACGUGCCGCUUAAACCCAACCCAACGGGUAUCUGUCUGCUGCGCGAUACUAAGCCAUCCGACGGAAAGCAGAAGAUUGUGAGUGACGUGGGUUGGAAUAGCGCCGACGAUGCGCCGCCGCCCGAGCCGUUUACUUGGCCCUAA